This is a messenger RNA of Corylus avellana, 1195 nucleotides long. Its product is annotated as zinc-finger homeodomain protein 2. Gene Ontology annotation, molecular function: transcription cis-regulatory region binding; DNA-binding transcription factor activity. Gene Ontology annotation, cellular component: nucleus. The record is from RefSeq and is a predicted model, not a curated record. Lineage: Eukaryota; Viridiplantae; Streptophyta; Magnoliopsida; Fagales; Betulaceae. Gene Ontology annotation, biological process: regulation of developmental process; regulation of DNA-templated transcription.
CCCCAAAGCCCUCUCUCUCUCUCCCCGCUAAUUCUUUGGCUCUGCACAACUUCUGCUGCUGCUGCUGCUGCUGCAUAUAUUGCUAUCUGAUGUACAAUAAAAAGAUUGCCCAAGUUACCAACGUUGAGGUUUAGGGCAAAAGUAAUGGAAAAAGAGAUAAGAACCCCGGGAUCUUUGAGCUACAGCCAUCUUAUCGGAGAACCGCCGGGAGGGCUUGAAAGAAGAGACGCUGUCCAAAACGCAACUUCAAGCCGUAGUCAACAGCAGCAAGCAGGAGUUGGGCAAGGCUCAGAUCCGGUUACCGGUGCAACAAUUGCACCCGGGUCGGGUAGAUCCAACUUGAAGACGCUGUCGGCAGCCGCCGCAGUUAGAUAUCGGGAAUGCCUGAGGAAUCACGCGGCGAGCAUCGGAGGAAGUGUGUUUGAUGGGUGCGGGGAGUUCAUGCCGAGCGGCGAAGAAGGGAGCUUGGAAGCUCUCAAGUGUGCUGCCUGCGAGUGUCACCGGAACUUUCACAGAAGAGAGGUUCAUGGGGAGCCUUCGAGAAGAAGUAUGGUGCUUAGACCUCUUCAACUCCCUCCGCCGCUGCUACACCAUCAAAGAUUCUCCAUGGGCGUUCACACUAACCCUACUGCUGCUCCAAUCGUUCAACCAAUGAACGUGGCGUACGGUAUCAGCGGAGGAACCGAGUCUUCCAGCGAGGAUCUCAAUAUCUUCGAGUCGAAUGCGGAGGCGGCACCGCCGCCUUCCUUUGCCUUGUCGAAGAAGCGGUUCAGAACCAAGUUCACGCCGGAGCAGAAGGACAAGAUGUUGGAGUUCGCCGAGAAGGUCGGGUGGAGGAUUCAGAAACAAGAUGAAGAGGAGGUGGAGAAGUUUUGUGCUGAGGUUGGAGUGAAGAGACAAGUCCUCAAGGUGUGGAUGCACAACAACAAGAACACAAUGAAGAAGCAAAAUGACGAUCAGACCCCAAGGCAGCAGCCAUUUGAGAUGGGGAUAGAGACAGAGGUGUAGGAAAUGGAGGAUGCAUGAGAUGAUUUUUAUAGAAUCAUUACUAUAAUUCUUGCAUUUAAAAUCCCUAGCUAGCUAGCUGUUGUCACCUUUCAGCAUUGUUCUUAAUGACAAUAUUUAUGAUCUUAACUUUGUUGCCUAACAUGCUGGAUCGAUGAAAUUAGUAUGAAAAUUUUCAUGACUUCUGUCA